AUGAUCCAGAGAAACUCCAAAGUACAGCCUGGUGGUGUGGUGGCGAUUUUUAUGGAAAAUGGAGUCGACUUUGUUGCUGCUUGGCUUGCUUGUGCGAAGAUAGGUGUGAUCUCCGCUUGGAUCAAUACGAACCUUCGCAAAGAAGCCCUUGCACAAUCGUUGACAUCCUCAAGGGCUUCUGUGAUUCUCUGUUCAUCUUCACUGCAGCAAGCACUGGUAGAGAUGAUUGAAUCGGGCACAACUUCGAUGCGGCCGUUGGUAAUAUUCUCGCGAGGAAGUCCAAACGAGCCUAAUAUCAAACCAAUUCAAAGACUUCUUCAAGAACAGCCAUCUUCGCAACCCACAUCUCAACGCCGCAUGUCAUUUCAAGACCCACUCUGCUACAUAUUCACUUCUGGAACUACAGGGAUGCCGAAGCCCGCCGUUAUAAAGCACUUCAGGUCAGGUAUCGAUUCUACCCAUCAGGCGGACAGCGACCCCACGGCACUCUAUAUGUGA
Messenger RNA from Cooperia oncophora, 498 nucleotides. Lineage: Eukaryota; Metazoa; Nematoda; Chromadorea; Rhabditida; Trichostrongylidae. The record is from the annotation of a GenBank genome assembly.